UAAGAAAACCAUAGCAAGAAUCAUAGGCAACUGAACAUCAGUGAAAUCAGUGAAGCUCAAACAUUCUCAACUGUAUUCAGCUCGGGGGAACAUGCCAGAUAACACACCUUCGUAUGACCACAAUGAAUAUUUCUUCUACACAUAUUCAGGCUCCGGUUAUCCUGACAAUUAUAACCCAUUUUAUGAUUAUUAUUAUUAUUAUAACACAGAUUAUUUAGACAAUUCUGAAAAUGCUACUGAUUCCCCUAUUCCGACAGUGGAGCGGUCUCUUCCUAGUGCUAUCAAUAUGGUGGGACUGAUAGCUUUAUGUAUUGAAAUCCCAGCAAUUUGCCUGGCUGCUUAUGCCCUGUACCGUUUGGUCAGACCUGGUGAAGUGGCCCCCCUUUACAUCAUUAACCUUCUCAUUUCAGACCUCAUUCAGGUCAUCAUUAGACCAGCCUUGGCAAUAAAGGAAGUUGACCUUGGGGUUUCACAAAUUUUCAGUAAUCCAAUAGCAAAACAUCUGUCACCUGUCCAUCCCAAAGCGAGCGGUGGUAUUAGGACACUGGGAAAAUGGGUUUCUGCCAUUGCAUAUGUUGACUUUUCUUUGGGCAUUUUUGUAAACAUAGGUUUUAUGGUCUGUGUCUCACUGGAGAGAUAUCUGAUGAUUUCCAAACCCAUGUGGUACCAUUGCCGGCGCACAGUCAAGCACUCAGCCCUGAUCUCACUAGCAGUGUGGGUUACUGCUGCCACAUACCUUGCUAUAUGUCUUGUCCUUGAUUUGUUUUGGAACUGCAAGAUUGCCUGUGUGCUAGAAUCAAUCUAUUUCCUUAUCCCUUUUCCCGUACUUCUCUUUGUCUUUGUGGGAACAUGGAGAGCUCUGUCUCACUCCACUUUGUGUCAUGCUGAAAAGAAAAGGAUUCUGGGAAUACUGGUCCUUGUCAUUUUCAAUUACACUCUGUUUUUCCUUCCCACCAUUGUUUAUGGACUUUGGAAGCAUUUUCUGUUUGUGCAUAAAACUAGUAUAAGGACACAACCACAAUCUCUGACGAAUCUAGACGACAUUGCCACAGUAUUACUGUAUAUCAGUCCUUUUGUGGACGUCUUGCUGUACAUCUUCAUGGGAAAACAUGUUAAAGAGAUACUGGUGCUCUUUCAAUGCUGCAGAAGGCAGACCAAUCACAACGGGAACAGAACGACUGUCCGAACUGUGACCGAACUGCUCAGUGUCUAAAUUAUUUGUGAAGUUUUUGAGGGCCAGUUAUUGAUGAAACUGCCUGUUCAUGCCCUACAUUGAUGUUUGAGUUUUUGUGUUUUGCCUUGUAUCACAAAUCAAUACCAUGACAAUGCAAUUGUCAUCACAGUAGGGAAAUAGGCACUUUUAACCACAGUAGCCCCUGGAUGAUUGUGACUGAUUGGGUGAUUAGGCCUGGCUGGCAGUUGGCUUUCCAACUGAUCCCAAAGGUGUUGGAUGGGGUUGAAGUCAGGGCUCUGUGCAAGUCAGUCGGGUUCUUCCACUCCUUUCCUGACAAAA
Molecule: messenger RNA, 1513 nt
Organism: Anguilla anguilla (European eel)
Lineage: Eukaryota; Metazoa; Chordata; Actinopteri; Anguilliformes; Anguillidae
Product: G-protein coupled receptor 4-like
Exons: 1
Coding region: 92-1213 (373 amino acids)
Biological process (GO): positive regulation of Rho protein signal transduction; phospholipase C-activating G protein-coupled receptor signaling pathway
Cellular component (GO): membrane
Molecular function (GO): G protein-coupled receptor activity
Source: RefSeq, a predicted model, not a curated record